This is a messenger RNA of Trichomonas vaginalis G3, 1395 nucleotides long. RefSeq lists its product as uncharacterized. NCBI's taxonomy places the organism in Eukaryota, Parabasalia, Trichomonadida, Trichomonadidae. The transcript has a single exon. The record is from RefSeq and is a predicted model, not a curated record. The coding region runs from base 1 to 1395 and encodes 464 amino acids.
AUGCGAAUUAACUUCGAUUUGAGAAACGAACUUACACUAAUACGCCGAAAUCCAACGUAUAACCAACAACAAUUACAACAAAGAAAAGAUAACAUUGAAACAUUUAUGAAGUAUUUUAACAAGGUCAAGCAAUAUCCUCACAAAGAUUUACAAGAAGUUAAAAUUACAAUUGAAGAUGAUAUCAAAAUAUUAACAGAAAAGAAUAAAUUGACCGAAGAAAUGAAAUCAAACACACAGACAAGGCAAUCAUUACAAACUGCGAUCAAUGAUCUCGAAAAAUCAAUUGAAGCUCACGAUAACGAAUUCCAAAAAAUAAUGAAAACAUUAAACAGUACAAUAGCAUCUUCAUCAUCCAAAGCUAUUCAACUACAAAAUUCGAUCGACGACUUAACUCCUUGCAUUAACUCAUUAAAAAUCAGAGUUGAUGAAAAAGAAGCAAAAAAACAAGAACUUUUAAGUGUUUUGGAUUCAAAAAGACAACAGCUAUCAGAAAUACGUAAUAUUAAUGACCAAUCGCAUGAGAGAAGAAGUGAAAUUAAAACGAAACUUCGUACAAAAUUAGGAAAAUUAACAGCCACUUACCAUAGAUUACUUGAUGAUGAGAAACCCUUGAUAAAAGCUCUUGAAGAUGUAGAAGCACAACUUUCUAAGAUCAAAGAUGAAUCAAAAAUCGAAAUUGAAAAAUAUAAUUCCGAAAGUACUGAGUUAUUGACAACAAUACAAGAGAUUGAUUCAAAAAUAACCGAAGUAAAGUCAGUUCAUACAUCAAAUCAGUCUUCUCGCAGUGAUUUUCAGAGAACAAUAAAAUUAAAUCAUCAAAUUCACGAAAACUCAUUGACAGAACAGAAGAAACUCAGAACAAAAAUAGAUAAAAUAAAUAUUUCUAUAGAGAAACUCCUUCAAAACUCAAAAACAAUUGAAGAUGAAAUCAAAAUUACAAAAGAUUCACGAGAAAAUGUCUCAAAUCAGAUCAAACUCCGCACAGAACAAAUAGAACAACUCCGCCAAGAAAAUAACAGACUUGCUUCACUAAUAAGAGUUCAUCAAGAGAAUAUUCAAAAUGAAGAAUCUCAAAAUCAGGCAAUUAAAUCAGAAUUAACAACAAUUCAGACAGAAUUACAUAGUUCUAGGGAAGAAUGUGAUAUCCAUACUGACAAAAUAGAGUUAGUUCGUAAAACAUUGUCUGCAUUUUCUUCACUUCAAGAUGCAAUGCUUCUAAAUGGAGUUAUGAGUCCUCUGGGAGUUGCUUCAAGAGCUAUAGAGUUUAUUAGAUUAUCUAGACAGAAAUUGGAAGAUGACGAACCUCCAACACGAAUCACUUCUCGAAUGGUAAAGGAAGAAAUCGAGGAGUUGAAUCAUUCAAUAUCAAUUAUUGAUGAAAAGUUGAAUAAUUAA